Messenger RNA from Salvia splendens (bonfire salvia), 2139 nucleotides. RefSeq names its product E3 ubiquitin-protein ligase RNF14. NCBI's taxonomy places the organism in Eukaryota, Viridiplantae, Streptophyta, Magnoliopsida, Lamiales, Lamiaceae. The record is from RefSeq and is a predicted model, not a curated record. Gene Ontology annotation, molecular function: zinc ion binding; protein binding; ubiquitin-protein transferase activity. Gene Ontology annotation, biological process: protein ubiquitination. Bases 111 to 1940 code for a protein of 609 amino acids. The transcript has 7 exons.
UGACCUAGCUAGCUUCAUAAAUGAGCUUAAUAUUUUUAAGGCAAAUUUGUGAUCGACAUAUAGUAAACUCAAUUUUUUUCGUUAGAAAUACGUAGACGACGAUCUCAGCCAUGGCUUCUAAGAGACAAGCCUAUCCAGGUGGGAGGAAUAAUUCUAAGCAGAACUGGACUGUUAAACCCCAUCCAACCUCUUCAUCUUCUGCUGAAUCCUGCCAAAAUCCACCUGAUUUUAAUUCGCUCCCCUACAACCAACAAAAUUCUGUCGGUGUAGAUGCAAAACAACAGGCUUCUGCAUCUGCUGGGAAUCAAAGAGCCGGAGAGGGGAAUUCGAGUUCCCACAAUGAUGAAAUUGAUGAGGAUCUCAUUGUUAAACGAUUAGAGGAGCUCAGGUUUAGCGCGCAAGAGCCUGAAUUGACUGAGGCGCUUCUUAGCAUCAAUGAACAGCUACAGGAGGAUGAGCUACUAGCUGUGGAAUCUAUUUAUGGAGAUAAAAUUGUUGUUCUAGAGAACCAGAGUGGCAUGAAAUGUUUCCAGGCUCACAUUCAUGUUGAAGUGCCCAAAGACCUUCGUGUCACUGCAAAGUUUAACUCGUCUGCUUCUCAUCAGAACAGAGAUGGUAAUUCUUCAGAUUUCUCGUACUCUUUCCAAGUCGAGUAUCUGCCGCCAAUUGUAUUGAAAUGCUUAUUACCUAAGUCGUACCCAAGCGACUGCCCUCCGUACUUUACUAUAUCUGUGCAGUGGUUGGGAUCUGCUAAAAUUUCUGAUCUUUGCUCCAAGCUUGAUUCGAUUUGGUUAGAGCAGGCCAGGCAGGAGGUUAUAUACCAAUGGUUGGAGUGGUUACAUGGUUGCACCCUUUCUUAUCUUGGUUUUGACGAUGAUAUCAUUCUUGGACCUUACGGUGUAAAAAACAAUGGCGAUAGGAGGGCGAUUUCAGGAAGUGUCUCCCCUGAUGUUGAUAUACCUACAAUAAAGAGUUACAAUGAUGAAGAGUGCCACGAAAAUUUCUGCAAAAACUUUCAAGAAUGUAGCAUCUGUUUAAGCGAGUUUCCUGGUACAGAGUUCAUUAGAUUGCCCUGCCAGCACUACUUUUGUGGGAAAUGCCUUAAAACUUUUUCUGACAUGCACAUAACCGAAGGAACAGUACUGAAACUUCAAUGCCCAGAAGCAAAAUGUGGGGGUAUGAUCCCACCUGGAUUACUUAAACGAUUACUAGGAAAAGAAGAGUUUGAACACUGGGAGUCCUUGAUGCUAGAGAAAACUCUGGAAUCAAUGACUGAUGUUGUCUACUGCCCGAGGUGUGAAACACCUUGUCUAGAGGAUAAAGAUGACCAUGCACAAUGCUCAAAGUGCUACUACAGCUUCUGCACACUAUGCAGGGAGAAGCGUCAUGUUGGAGUUGAAUGUAUGUCAGCAGAGAUGAAACUAGCUAUUUUGCAGGAUCGACAAAAUUCAACUUCAAUGAAAGGAGAACAAAGGCGCCGUGAGGCAGAUAUGAUUAAUCAGCUUCUUAGUAUGAAGGAGAUCAAUCGUUUUGCGAAACAAUGCCCUUCUUGUAAGAUGGCUAUAUCUCGAACUGAAGGUUGCAAUAAGAUGGUUUGUGACAAUUGUGGGCAAUACUUCUGCUACCGGUGUAAUCAGGCAAUAUCUGGAUAUGACCAUUUCAGGUCUGGGACUUGUGAACUUUUCCCUACAGAAGAAAUUCAGAGGUGGGAGGCUGAGAUGAAUGGUCGCCAAAUCGUUGGUCAGAUUCAAGCACAAAUGUUUGCUAAUCAUGGUCAUUCAUGCCCGAAUUGUGGUCAGAAAAAUGUGAAGGUGGGGAACAACAACCACGUUUUCUGUUGGGCGUGCCAAAACCAUUAUUGCUACUUGUGUAAGAAGAUGGUACGACGCAGUUCAGAGCACUAUGGUCCCAAAGGCUGCAAGCAACACACAGUCGGAUAAAAGGCCUUACCUGCUUCAGGUUUACUAUAUUUUCUGUAGUUUUUCUAGUGCAUUUUUGGUGGCUCGAUGAACGCUCGAUGAAUUUAGUUUUCUAGUAUCUAUGCCCUACUACACAAUAACAAGCGAUUCUGGUGGUGUAUACAUAUGUUUGUUUCUAUCUUCAAGAGAGAGCUCAAAGAAGUGAUCUUGGCUUGAUAUA